Messenger RNA from Kwoniella botswanensis, 480 nucleotides. RefSeq lists its product as uncharacterized. The transcript has 3 exons. Bases 1 to 480 code for a protein of 159 amino acids. Gene Ontology annotation, cellular component: plasma membrane. Lineage: Eukaryota; Fungi; Basidiomycota; Tremellomycetes; Tremellales; Cryptococcaceae. Gene Ontology annotation, biological process: transmembrane transport; nucleobase transport. Gene Ontology annotation, molecular function: nucleobase transmembrane transporter activity. The record is from RefSeq and is a predicted model, not a curated record.
AUGAGGAUUAACGAUCUUUACAUAAGAGAUAAAAACGGUUGGUACUGGUAUUCUGCGGGUAUAAAUUGGAGGGGUUAUCUCGGCAUGUCAUGUGGAUUCGCUAUUAAUUUGCCAGGGUUUAUCAGUACGAUCCAACCGUCUAUCAAAGUCUCCCAAGGUGCUAUGAAGAUAUAUUACCUACUAUGGCUUACUGGACCUGGAGUAUCCGGUUUAGUAUAUUAUCUAGCCUGUCUUCUCUCUCCUCCACCAGGUAUGAGCAAAACCUUUGAAGAAGUUGACGAGUCAGCCGGUGAACCGAGAGUAGAUCACAUUGUUAUCGACGCAUCAACGACAGCUGGAAGAGUAUCGACUCCCUCGACUGCUCCGGAGAUCGAAGCUGGACAACAGAGGAGCGAACGAGAAGUAAGGUCCAUUAAUGAUAUUGCUGAAAUUGCGGUAGGGAAGAGGAGCGAUGUGAUCAAGAGAUCCAUUACACGAUGA